Lodderomyces orthopsilosis Co 90-125 is the source of this 1632-nucleotide messenger RNA. Its product is annotated as dolichyl-P-Man:Man(5)GlcNAc(2)-PP-dolichol alpha-1,3-mannosyltransferase. Gene Ontology annotation, cellular component: endoplasmic reticulum. The record is from RefSeq and is a predicted model, not a curated record. Gene Ontology annotation, molecular function: dol-P-Man:Man(5)GlcNAc(2)-PP-Dol alpha-1,3-mannosyltransferase activity. The transcript has a single exon. The coding region runs from base 1 to 1632 and encodes 543 amino acids. Lineage: Eukaryota; Fungi; Ascomycota; Pichiomycetes; Serinales; Debaryomycetaceae.
AUGCCACCAACCACCACCACCACCACCACCACCAGCGGCGAACCACCCCGAUUCACAUUCGCCAAUGUCAGCAAAGACGUCUACAAUGGACUCCUUGCUUUAAUAAUCAAUCCACAAGCAACGCGAAUCACAUAUCCACUAAUCACUUGCAUCGCAUCAAUAAUCACCAAAAUCAUAAUCAACAAGAUAGCCUAUACUGAGAUCGACUACGCUACAUACCUACAACAAAUCGAUAAGGUAAAUGCAGGAGAAUUGGACUAUGCAAGCAUAUAUGGUGAUUCAGGACCAAUUGUCUACCCUGCUGGAUUCAUUACUGUGUAUCAAUACAUUCAAUGGUUAUGUGGUGAUGAUAUUAAAGAAGCUCAAUAUAUUUUUGGAUAUUGUUUUACGGCGACUGUGAUAUUGACGUCUUUUGUUUAUGCGCAAAUUUGGGAUUUGGCUCCAUGGCCAAUUUAUUUGUUUUUGGCAAGUAGGCGAUUGUUGUCGAUUUAUGUGUUGCGGUUGUUUAAUGACUGUUGGACUACUUUGUGUAUGGUAGCUGUUGUUUUGUUGUUACAACAGGCUGCUGUAUUCAAAGAGGUUGAUAAGAAGAAGAAGAAGAAGAAGAAGAAGAAGAAGGCUGUUGAUGUCGAAAAAGAGAAGAAGAAGAAGGCUGUUGAUGUCGAAAAAGAGAAGAAGAAAGAGAAAAAGAGUGGGGUGAAGAAGGAGGUGGAGAAUGAGAAAGCGGUAGUGGUACAGGAGGUGAUAAAAGGAUCAUCAUGGUUUGAUAUUAGUUUCUUGUUGACAAUCAUUGCUUCCGAUUUAUACAGUAUUGCGAUAUCAAUCAAGAUGAAUGCAUUGUUAUACAUGCCUGCUUUCCUCAUCAUAACAUAUUUCCUCAACGAUGAGAACACAAUCAAGUUUGUCACUGUUGUAGCUAUAAUCCCAUUGGUUCAGGUUUUGAUUGGUUGGAGGUUUUUACUACUCAUGUUUGAUGGUGAUUUGGCACGUAAAAUUAGAUGGAAUUAUAUCACACAAGCUUUCAAUUUUGGACGUCAAUUCUUAUAUAAAUGGACCGUCAAUUGGAAAUUCGUACCUGAAUCUGUCUUCACUUCGGUAUGUUUUGGUCAUGCUUUGUUAGUUCUUCAUGUUUUCAUUCUUGGGGUGUUUACAUUUACAAGGUUUCUCCAUUUCAAAAUCAUUGGUAAAUCAAUCCCACAAUUGAUAAAGGAUGCAUUCAAUCCGAAAUCUACCAUGUCUUCCCAAAACAUUUUUCUCAACAAACUCAUUGCACCACAACUCAUUUUUUACAUAAUGGCAAUCACCAAUCUCAUCGGAAUCUUGUGUUCACGAUCACUUCAUUACCAAUUUCUCGCAUGGUACGCAUGGACAUUACCUGGAUUGCUUCACUUGAAUUUCCCCGUAUAUAUUGGUGUACCCAUAUGGCUUAUUCAUGAAUGGUGUUGGAAUGUGUUUCCAGCUACUCCAUUGAGCUCAGCCGUGUUGGUGUUGUUGUUGACUAUAAUCUUGGUUUCAAGUUGGUGGGAUUUCAAAGCUUGGUUUCCGAGUCAAAGUACAUUGAAGGAAUAUGAUGAGUUUGUGAAAGGGCAGGAGCCAGAGGGGAAUCAAUUGUCCAGUAAAAAGAAUGAAUAG